AUGGCAGGUAUUAGAUUGAUUCAUAAGCUUUACCAGUAUUAUCAAUUAGCCACAAGCUUCUUGUAUGCUGCACUAUUGAUGCGAUGGUCAAUAAUAAUGCCUUUGGUGGGAUCUCGGUUUUUGCCUGGAGGGAUCCAUGAGUUCUUAAUAUAUUUGAUGCUUUGCUCCAGCCUUGUGGAAAUUCUUUGGUUGCUCAGGUUUCAUGGGUUCAGAAAUGGUUUAUUUUCAAGAACCUUUUUGAAGAACUUAAAUUUUAUCUACCUAGUCAGAGUGAUCCAUUUUUAUGACGAUUAUGAACACGCAUUGAUCUUGAAAAAUGCAUCUUAUUCCAGUUUCAUCAUUUGUUUGUCUUUAUCUCAAGCAUAUUGUCACUGGUGUAAACUUUUUAAACGUGAAGGUGUAAAGGAAAAAACCAUGGUCUGGAAGGCUAACACAUUUGUCACAUUGCCCAUUUUAUACUUGAGUGAAUUUGCUUUACUGCUGUUAAACAUUCAAGUCAAAAACUAUCAUUCUACUCUGACUUUAGAUAUGGUAAACAGGGCGGUUUUACUAGCAUAUUUCCCAAUACUAAUAACAGCAUACAGAAAACUAUUGCAGAAUAAGUAA
Saccharomyces mikatae IFO 1815 is the source of this 606-nucleotide messenger RNA. RefSeq names its product Keg1p (gene KEG1). The record is from RefSeq and is a predicted model, not a curated record. Bases 1 to 606 code for a protein of 201 amino acids. The transcript has a single exon. NCBI's taxonomy places the organism in Eukaryota, Fungi, Ascomycota, Saccharomycetes, Saccharomycetales, Saccharomycetaceae.